AUGGCUUGGUAUCUAUAUAAACAAAGCAGAGAAGUUGCCAUUGAACGAUUCCUGUUUCUCUUUGUUCUUGCAAUUAUACUAAAUCUCUCAAAAGUACGCUACCCUGAAUUUGAAAGGCAGAAGGUGUCAAACAAGAUCGUUCCUCUUACCAUUAUUAAGGGUGCCGGCCACGAGCACAUCCCCAUCCCCGAUGGCGAGUGCGCUAUUAUUGCCGACUUCCACUCUAUCAAGAGUCAGCGUAAUGACUCUGACCAUUACCUGACCACUGGUUUCUACAAGGUCGUUCCUGGCCCUACACGAUAUGGAUCCUACGAUUACGAGGAGACCAAAUAUGUCCUCAGUGGUCAAAUUGACGUGACUGAUGAGGCUACCGGUAUUACUCACCAUCUUGUUGCUGGAGAUUGGGCCUUCUUCCACGUUGGCUCCAAGGCUCAGUUCUCCACCAGGUCGCAUGGCGUUGCUUUCUACGCUGUCACUCGACCUGCCAAUGACACUCCUCACAUCAACCUCAAGGGCCGUGAGGAGAGCACUUCCAAGUUGUAA
This is a messenger RNA of Fusarium musae, 543 nucleotides long. RefSeq lists its product as uncharacterized. The record is from RefSeq and is a predicted model, not a curated record. Bases 1 to 543 code for a protein of 180 amino acids. Lineage: Eukaryota; Fungi; Ascomycota; Sordariomycetes; Hypocreales; Nectriaceae. The transcript is spliced from 4 exons.